ACCAAUAGUUUAGACUUAUUCAUAAUUUAAAAGUAACUGAAUUUUACUUUAUCUUUAAUUACAUUUAAAUAUCAGCCUUGAAUUUAAAGUUUGAAAAGCAUUGUUAAACGAAAACCUAUCGAAGUUACUAAGUAAUUGGAUUUUAAUUGUGAAUUAUUAUAAAAGAUACUUUACUACCGUUUAAGUUUCUUGGUGAGCUAAUUAGCAUUAAAAGUCAGUCGUCUCAUAACCCUUGAUACGCUUAAUAAAGGCAAGCACAUCUGCUGUCCCCCACAACCUCCAACACAUACAGUCCAAACAUUGAUUUGCAUUGGUGGCGACCAAUAGAUUCAACAAACAUCAUCUUGCUCCACCAAUCCCCCCAUACUCCAAUCUAGUUUAAACAUGGUCCACUCGAGGAGAGAACACUCAAACCAGCAAAGAUCAACAUCAAGCGUAAGCGAAGAGAGCAGAAGAACAUCAAUCCAUCAUCAGCAACGGUCGCCCAACAUGUAUAAAUGCAAGUUAUGCAAUAAGUUCCACGCACUGAAGGUUUGUCCCAAAUUUCUGAAAAUGACGCCAAAACAGCGAAAUGUUUUGGUACUUAAAGAAACGUACUGCGUAAAUUGUCUUGCAAGAAGCCACAGAUUCCGCGAUUGUCGAUCCCGCAAUAUGUGCAGAAGAUGCGGAAGGCCACACAAUACUUUACUUCACCCCAAUUACACGAAUCGAAAAGGAAACCAGACCAGCAACAACAGCACCAAAAGCGGCAACAACAGUGGCAACAACAGUAGCAACAACAGCAGAGACAAUAACAACAGCAACAACAACCAAUGUGAAUCUGGGGCAAAUCAGAAAAUUUUGUCUGAAGCUAUUCGUGCGUUAGCAACCGUUCUAUGUUCGUCACCAAAGUGAUUUUGUCCGCGGUGGCAGCAUGUCUAAACCAAUAGUUUAGACUUAUUCAUAAUUUAAAAGUAACUGAAUUUUACUUUAUCUUUAAUUACAUUUAAAUAUCAGCCUUGAAUUUAAAGUUUGAAAAGCAUUGUUAAACGAAAACCUAUCGAAGUUACUAAGUAAUUGGAUUUUAAUUGUGAAUUAUUAUAAAAGAUACUUUACUACCGUUUAAGUUUCUUGGUGAGCUAAUUAGCAUUAAAAGUCAGUCGUCUCAUAACCCUUGAUACGGUAAGCUCACCCAAAGAAUAAAACCCACACUCAGCAAAUCUUAA
This is a messenger RNA of Stomoxys calcitrans (stable fly), 1205 nucleotides long. RefSeq lists its product as uncharacterized. Bases 385 to 894 code for a protein of 169 amino acids. Lineage: Eukaryota; Metazoa; Arthropoda; Insecta; Diptera; Muscidae. The record is from RefSeq and is a predicted model, not a curated record. The transcript is spliced from 3 exons.